GGUUUUGGUAAUAUCCUCAGUUAGUUGUUCCGAUAUGGUGAGUAGGGCAUUUAAGUGUGGUAGCUGCCCGUAGAAAAGUCCAAGAAAAAAGUAUCAAAAACGUUCAACACGGGUCCAAUAAUGGACGUCUGUUGAACGAUUCUUCAUUGAACGAUUUUGAAACCAACCGUUCUUAGGUGGUGGUAGCGGUCUAACUGUUCGAAACCACUCGAAUUAUGUGUAAUUGUUAUAAGAUUGUCUAACCGAAGGCGUUAUUUUCAGCUUACACCAGCCGACCUAUUAUCGGACAGCAUUGAGCUCGCGUUGACCAGCUGCCGGCUGCAGUUCCGGUGGGAUCGCUGGAACUGUCCGACUAUGCAGUUUGUUUCGAAACGUUACCCCGAUGCCCGGUUGGAUCGUGAAACGGCAUUUGUGCGAGCGUUAAGUACCGCCGCUCUGAUCUAUGGUUACGCGAGAAACUGUUCACGGGGAACCAACGAUACUGCCCAGUGUAGUGAUGAGCGUGAGUUGGACUUGGAAAGGGACGAUGUUAGUUUCCGACUCGAUGCCAAAGGGUACGCCAGUGUACACAAUCGUCGAGCUGGUUGGAUUGCGGUUCAGAAUACCGUCAGGAAGCACUGUCGGUGUCACGGGGUGUCCGGCUCCUGUGCUAUGCGAACCUGCUGGAGCACGAUGAAAACUUUUGCGGAAAUUGCAGCCGGAGUGAAGCGAAUGUACCGGGAUGCCGUGAGGCUGUUUGUUGAUAACUCCGGGAAGCUAAACAGUCGGAACAUUCGAGCCGAUCAGUUAGCAUAUGUUCAACCAUCACCGGAUUAUUGCCAGCGUAAUGUGAUUCCAGGGUGGCCAGGAAUGGUCAAUCGUCAGUGUUCGAUGGCUAGGGGAGUGGGUGUUAGCAUUGACGAACGUAAAUCCUGCCGGAAUCUUUGUCGCUAUUGUGGAUUGAAGAGAGCCUUCUACAUGAAACGGGAGCUCAAAGCAAACAUAAAUACGCCUACAGAUAGGCAAUGCUGA
Messenger RNA from Topomyia yanbarensis, 1011 nucleotides. RefSeq names its product protein Wnt-8b (gene wntD). Gene Ontology annotation, cellular component: extracellular region. The coding region runs from base 355 to 1011 and encodes 218 amino acids. The record is from RefSeq and is a predicted model, not a curated record. Gene Ontology annotation, molecular function: frizzled binding; cytokine activity. Gene Ontology annotation, biological process: cell fate commitment; canonical Wnt signaling pathway; multicellular organism development. The transcript is spliced from 3 exons. Lineage: Eukaryota; Metazoa; Arthropoda; Insecta; Diptera; Culicidae.